GUUCGCUGGCGCGCGACAUACGGCCCUUCCUCUUAUUUCCUCCCGUUUCCUCCUUGCCCCAUCGCAUCAUGUUGGAUUCACGCCGUCGCGAACGGUCCAGCAGCCGCGCGAUCACGCGAGAUCUCAUUUAGACGCGACUCGCCCGGAACGGUCCCCGUUCCCCCGUUGCGAGUCGCGCGGAGAAUCUUUCGGGGGGGGUCCGAAGCGUCUGGUCGCGGCGAAUACUGUGCCAGUCGCGUGUCCGAGAGCGAUUCGCGGAGGAGAUUCUUAUCGACAGCGUUAUCGUGACGGGCCGUUCCACGUGAAAGGUGCACCCGAUGGUUCUUUCCCCCGCCGCGGAUUCCACUUCCGAAGACCAGACACUCCCUCUUCCUAUCCGAACAGCAGCGCGAGCGUAUGUUGCACGAUGAAUGUCAAUUAAUUGCGCUAUUAAUGAGGCAACGAGCUCGAGCAUCGAGACUAGGAAACGAUGGCCUCUGUCAUGAGUUCCGAAGACACAACUGACAAUGCGACGGCAGCAAAUUCCUCUGGCGUAAUUGUAAAACCGGAGAAUUGGGUCCAAUUUGAGGAAGAGACGGAUCCGAAGGAAGCUACCGAAAGAAAAGCCAAUAGUAGCACACCUGCUGUAAUAAAACCUGAAUCAGUUACUGUACAAGUCGAUAAAAUUAGUAAAAGUAUCGACCCGGCUGAUGUUAACGAUAAGAAAACCAAUGAGUAUAGAGGUGCUGUGAUAGCAACUGAAUCCGUCCAAAUUAAUCUAGAUAGAUCAGGUUUAAGUCGUUCCAUCACCUCCGAUACGCCGGAUCUUAAAUUACCGUCUGAUGUUCGAACGACGUCAGAAACCAAGAGUGCUUCUUUAAAAACCAUCGAUCUGAGAGACGUGUCAAAUGGCAGAAAUACAUCGAGCAAUGUUAUUAGCACGUCGAUUGGAAACAUCCGGCAAGGCUUUGCCAAUGGUGAUACUAUUGUUACUCUUCUACCAGUAAAUACUAAAUGGCCAUGGAUUACUCCAGCCAGAUUUAGACCAGAAUUGGUGCCGGAGGAAUUGAUGGCACAAGGAUUAACGCUUACAGUGGAAGAUUACGUUCAUAUAAUGGAAUUACUUGUGAACGAUGUACGCUUCAAUAUGUAUAAUAUAUGUUACAAGAGGAUUCUCGUUCUUUGGAUAUUCACCGCCUUCAUUGUACUGCUUGGUUUAUUGUUCUCUGGCGUGACUGGUCUUACAUUAUUUGGACUCGGUGUUAUGUGGUUAAUCCUGAACGCGGCCGCGAUAUUCUUCUGCAUGUUUAUCAAGAUAAAGCUCAAUCACAAUCUCGAGAAAUGUAUGGCUCAAGUUAACAAACAUUUAUUAAGGCAUAAAAUAUUAUUGGGAUUAGACGACAGAGGAAAAAUCUCCUGCCACAAAGUCAAUUUGUGUUUCAUAUAUUUUGAUACCACGGAUUGUGUUAAAAAACUGCAGGAAAUAAUAGAACGGGAAGAACGUGAAGGUAGAAUAAUCGGUGGCGAUGAUGCAAACGAAUUAAGCCGACAACGUGAAUUACAACAACGUAUGGACAUCGACGAUAGUGACAUUGUUAUACAAGGCAGCACCACUACAAGAAUUUCUCGUAAACAGGGUAAAAACGAACAAGUAUUCUGCCGUUAUGUGCAACGUUGGGCGAAGGAUUACUUACGUCGACGUUUGGAUUGGACAGUUGACGAGGAGGGUGGAAAUCCUUCUUCGCCACGUCACUUAGCGUCCGCUCUGUGUCCUUGUCAAUAUAUAGAAGAAUGGUUGCGUAAUAAGCCACGCGUUCAGGGCAGAGAUUUUUGUCCUAGAUGGAGUAGCUUUCUGAGAGACAGAGGCAUUUAAGAGACAUUUGUUUCAUACUACUUACAAAAAAAUACAUACGAUUUCACAUAUUAUUCAUGCACAAAAAAUAGUCGAGGUUUUACAGAUUGAAUUCUCUUGAAUGCGCAUUACUAUACGUAUAAAUAGCUUCCAAAGAAAAACUGCUAUUUACUAUUAUCAACUCG
Messenger RNA from Pogonomyrmex barbatus (red harvester ant), 2016 nucleotides. RefSeq lists its product as uncharacterized. The record is from RefSeq and is a predicted model, not a curated record. NCBI's taxonomy places the organism in Eukaryota, Metazoa, Arthropoda, Insecta, Hymenoptera, Formicidae.